This is a messenger RNA of Corvus hawaiiensis (hawaiian crow), 2380 nucleotides long. RefSeq names its product CBP80/20-dependent translation initiation factor-like. The transcript is spliced from 12 exons. Gene Ontology annotation, biological process: regulation of translational initiation. The coding region runs from base 1 to 1836 and encodes 611 amino acids. Gene Ontology annotation, molecular function: translation activator activity; RNA binding; protein binding. Gene Ontology annotation, cellular component: cytosol. Lineage: Eukaryota; Metazoa; Chordata; Aves; Passeriformes; Corvidae. The record is from RefSeq and is a predicted model, not a curated record.
AUGCUCAAGGCCCCCUCUGUUCUCGACAUCUCUCCUGAAGGGAUGGAGAACUCAUCAGUGGCAUCAGCCUCCUCAGAGGCAGGGAGCAGCCGCUCUCAGGAGAUCGAGGAGCUGGAGCGUUUCAUUGACAGCUAUGUCCUGGAGUACCAGGUCCAGGGGCUGCUGAUGGAUAAAAUGGAGGGGGAUGGUGAGAGUGAGAAGACACAGUCCCACAUCUUGCAGUGGACAGCAGAUAGUAGUGAGCAGCUUGAUGGCAGCUGUCCCCUAUCCCAAGGGAAGGUCUCGUCAUCUCAUGAACACAGUCAGAAUGGCAACAAGGAGAGCUCCCUUGACAUGCUGGGCACGGACAUCUGGGCUGCCAACACCUUUGACUCCUUCAGUGGUGCGACAUGGGACUUGCAGCCUGAAAAACUAGAUUUCACCCAAUUUCACAAGAAGCUGCAAACCACCUCCAAACACCUGUUGCCUCACAUAGACAGAGAAGGGCUUGGAAAAGGGAAAUUCGAAGAUGGUGAUAGCAUCAACUUGAAUGACAUAGAGAAAGUCCUUCCAGUGUGGCAGGGCUACCAUUCAUUGCCUCAUGAAGCUGAAAUCGCACACACCAAAAAACUGUUCAGAAGGAGGAGAAACGACCGGAGGCGACAGCAGAGACUUCCUGGUGGGAACAAGUCUCAGCAGCAUGCAGAUCAUCAGCAAGGUGGCACCAAACACAACAGGGACCACCAGAAACUCUACCAAGGAGGCCAGGCCCCUCACUCCUCAGGCAGGACAGGCCACCAUGGCUACAGUCAGAACCGGAGAUGGCACCACAACCAGAAACACUUGCCCAAUGACAAAGAAACACACAGAAACACCAAAGAGACUGAGAACUUGAAAAUCGAGGACACCUCCAUCUGUGCAGUUCACAUUCCCUUGGAGAUGCACCGAGGCCUGGAGGCUAUGGAGAAGCAGUCUCAGCAGUACAUCCAAGAGUCAGAGACCAAGCAGAAAGACAGCAUUCAUGAACGCAUUGGGGAAAGACCCAAGAUCAGUUUGCUUCAGUCUUCCAAAGACAGGCUGCAAAGGAGACUAAAAGAAAAGAUGCCUUGUCUUUCCCUUUCCACGGACCAGGACAAAGUCAUGGUGGAAACCACCAAUCCUGAAAAGAAUAAAAUGGACAAAUUAAUUGAAAUUCUCAAUAGCAUGAGGAACAACAGCAGUGACGUUGACUCCAAGCUCACCACAUUCAUGGAGGAGGCCCAGAACUCUACCAACUCUGAGGAAAUGCUGGGGGAGAUAGUCAAGACCAUCUACCAGAAAGCAGUGACAGACCGCAGCUUUGCUUCCACAGCAGCCAAGCUCUGUGACAAAAUGGCCCUCUUCAUGGUGGAAGGAACCAAAUUCCGGAGUCUACUCCUCAACAUGUUGCAGAAGGACUUCACCAUGCGGGAGGAGUUGCAGCAGCGGGAUGUGGAGCACUGGCUGGGGUUCAUCACCUUUCUCUGUGAAGUCUUUGGUACCAUGAGGAGCAGCACCGGAGAGCCCUUUCAAGUGCUUGUCUGCCCCAUUUAUACCUGCCUCAGGGAGUUGUUGCAAUCUCAGGAUGUGAAGGAAGAUGCUGUGCUUUGCUGCUCCAUGGAGCUGCAGAGCACCGGCCGGCUGCUGGAGGAGCAGCUGCCUGAGAUGAUGACAGAGCUGUUGGCAAUAGCACGUGACAAGAUGCUUUGUCCCUCUGAGUCCAUGCUGACACGGUCCCUGCUGCUGGAGGUCAUUGAGCUGCACGCCAACAACUGGAACCCCCUGAUGCCCACCAUCACUCAGUACUACAACAAGACCAUCCAAAAACUGACGGCUUGAGGGGCAGGACAAGGUGGGGUGGGAAGGAACAGGAAGAAGACAUGCACCUUGAUAGGAUCUGGAAAAAGCUUUUCUGAUUUAAAUUCCCCAGAAGAUCAAACCCCAGCAUGCUUGAGAAUACAUUUGUGGGGUGGGGAUAGAGAAGCAUGUUUCUUUUUCAGCCGUGUCGGGUUUCUUUUUCUGAUCUCAUUGCUUAAUCAGCAGCAACGCAUCCCACCAGGUUAUUGUUUGGCUUUUGAAAGAAGACAGAGAAUUUGGAAAAGAAAAAAACCCAAACAACUAAUCCAAGUGGGGGCUAGUAUUGUUUUCAUGCUGUCCUCCUGCCUUGCCCUGGCCAACUGGCAGGAGACAGCAGGCAACAGAUGGGAGGACAAAGCUAGACACACACUACACCAGACGCUCAUAAGUGAGGGCUUUUGUCAAAGGGGCCUUGCGCUAGGUUCCCCUCCUCUUGUCUUCAACUUUCUGUGUGCCCCCCACCUAUUUGUCACCCCUUUGAAAGUGGAUUGGAGAGUGGGAUGACUUUCUUAUUUGCACUGGGUUU